UGGGCGUGAUUAUGGGUGAUGAGAGCUCGCUCCUGCUUCAGUCCCAGUCAUCAUGACUACACCCACCUCCCGCAGACCAUGUUCCAUGUUUCUUUUAGAUAUAUCUUUGGAAUUCCUCCCCUGAUCCUUGUUUUGUUGCCUGUCACAUCAUCUGACUGCCACAUUAAAGAUAAAGAAGGUAAAGCAUAUGAGAGUGUGCUGAUGAUCAGCAUCGAUGAAUUGGACAAAAUGACUGGAACUGUAAGCAAUUGCCCAAAUAAUGAACCAAACUUUUUUAAAAAACAUCCAUGUGAUGAUGCAAAGGAAGCUGCUUUUUUAAACCGUGCUGCUCGCAAGUUGAAGCAAUUUCUUAAAAUGAAUAUCAGUGAAGAAUUCAAUAUCCACUUGCUAACAGUUUCCCAAGGCACACAGACGCUGGUGAACUGCACAAACAAGGAAGAAAAGAAUUUAAAGGAACAGAAAAAGAAUGAUCCAUGUUUCCUAAAGAGACUACUGAGAGAGAUAAAAACUUGUUGGAAUAAAAUUUUGAAGGGCAGUAUAUAAACAUAGGAUAUGUUAUUUGCAACCUCCAAGUACCUACCCGUUUAUACAUUUUGAGGAGCUGAAAUCCUUCCAGAAGUUGUUGGAUACCUCCUGGUCAAAUGACCAGAGCAACUGGGAAAACCACAAUGAGGUACUAGAAAUGGACACAAGCAAUGCAACUGAUUACUGCAGUAAGAAUUAUACAUAUGGACAGAUAUUAUCUGUACUGACGUUGUAAAGCAAUCAUGUCAUCUGCAAUACUUUUUAAACCUUCACACAUUUUUCAGAAGAUAUCAAAUCCACAAAAACAAAGCCUACAAGUAUUCGAAGUCACCAUUGUUUUAAAAGAAAAAUGAUGUUCUGGCCCACUGUGCAUCUAUGAAUCAAAUGAAGAGUGAAACUGUCAUCUUGUAAGCUAGAGAUGCUGGGGGAGGGGGACUCACAGUGAUGGAUAUUGUUCAUGAAAACUAGUCAUAUCUCAAAGCAGUGGCAGCAAGAAAAGCUUAAGGCACUUAAGACAGAUAUCAAGAAAUGUAGUUCAACAUGAAUGUAUAACACGUAUCUUCAGUAAAGAGCAUAGCACAUCUUUUUAAAUAAAAGAAUUUUUAAAGAUAGAAAUUCACUUAGUCCAAAGACACUGAAACUUAGUAUUCAGUCACUAUUGCCAUUUAUGUAUACUAAGGCUUCUGUAACUGAAUUUUCAAUUUGGGAAGUAUAUUUUGAAGAUAAUAAUAUAUGUUAGACUUUUAAUUAAUGUAUAUAUUUAAUUUUGACAUUAUCUAUAUAUAAGAUAUUUUCAUACAGUACUAUCAAUCUCCUACUUUGAAUAGUUUCUCUUUUUAAAAUAAAUGACCUAUGUGUUGACACUGUCAGGCUCACUUAAUCUCGAGUGUUCACUGCUGCACUGCCAUUUGAUCCUACUUUCAUUCAACACCUAUCCUGUAACACAUUAGUCCUAAGAAUAGACCAAAGACUGAGUCCCUACAACUAUGUUAAUAGAAGAAACAGCAAUUUCUUGUUUUACAAUAGUGCCUCAUUUGUACCUAAGGCGAGCCUUGGACUUCUAAUGCUCCUGCCUCAGCUUCCCAAGUUCUGGGAUUGCAGACAUGAGCCGACAUGCUCAGCUAGGAACAAUAUUUUUGUUUCGUUAAAUUUCUGCCGUUUCAAAGACACCCAUGUAUAUCCUAUGUAUAUAACUGUUUAAAUACUUUCGUGGUCUGCAGUCGUCAUUCAGUUGUAAGGGAGAGGAACACUACCCUGCAGAGGCCAAAUUUCUGAGAUGACAGUUUGCCUGGGCUGAGCUCACAUUCUGCUGCUCUGAUCAGCCACUUCAGCAUGUAGCUAUAUGUUAGAUGUUUGUAUGUGAUCUCCACCCACUCCAUUGACAUUCCAUGUGGGGUGACAACGGCUUCUUGCUCCUCCUCUUCCCCAACCCAUAUGGAGUUCAUCCUCAAUGGUACAGAUAGCUGGCAUUAGCAUAGUUUUAAGAGAAGAAUUAAUUGUUUAAAGUUUGUUUCACAACCACUGUUUCUCAUUAAAAAAAAAACAAAAACAAAAACAGUUCUCUCAAGUUGUCAGGAGCAAAUGAUACUUUAAGAAAUUUAUUCCCUUUAUCGAACUUUGCUAAGUGGGUUACGUUUCCACGAUAAAAUAGCAGUCCUCUACCUUGAAGAACUGGUAGAAAGUGUAAGCCAUUUGCACCUAAAGGUAAACUCUACGCCCGCAAAACAUCUGUAAUGCUCCUUAUCAGUACUGAAAAAUAUUCUGAUUGUGGCAAAAUAAAGGAAAAUAUUUCAAAUGCUUAUUGAAAGCUAUUAAAAAUUCCUUCCUAGAUUUUUACUCAUUUAUUCAUGAAAGACUUGAAGUGUAGGCAAAAUUCUUGCUCUAACAGUUCAUUCAACAUGUGUACUAAAUGCUUAACAAAUUAUGUUGUGCUUUUAUGUUGUGCUUCCAUCAUUGCUUCCUAACUACUAGCAACAGAGGCAAAGGAGUCUGGCCAAUGAGCACCUAGAGUACAUUUGCAUCUAACCCCACAACUGUAGGCUUGUCUUUAUGAAUCUUUUUAGCCAAAUAUGUAUGCAAAUGCUUUUAAUGUUUAUUUUUUAUUUUUUAAAACAAUCUUAUUUUACAUAUCAAUCCCAAUUCCCUCCCAUCCUCCCAUUU
Molecule: messenger RNA, 2685 nt
Organism: Cricetulus griseus (Chinese hamster)
Lineage: Eukaryota; Metazoa; Chordata; Mammalia; Rodentia; Cricetidae
Source: RefSeq, a predicted model, not a curated record